UAUUCUUGGACACUUUGGGGUCCCACGCACGUUCGUGUGUGAAAACGGCACGUAGUUUACAAGCCGCGCCUUCAAAGAAUGUAUGCGAGAACUUGGAUGUACUCACACUUGUAUACGGCGCCAUACUCGCCCCACGACAAUCCUACGGAGCGUGCAAGCCGCACCGUCAAAACCAUAAUCGCGCAAUUCAUCGAGGGUGAACAGGCAAGUUGAGAUAACCUUCUACCAGAGAUAACACUGGCAGUCAACUCUAGUAUCUCAGAUACUACAAAACUCAGCCCCAUUUUCCUGAUGCAAGGCCGCGAACCAAGGAUGCCCAAGGCGCUAUACGAAGAGAAGACACGAGGGAACGGGAACACCCAAGAAGACUUCACAAUCAAAGCGGCCAAGAUGAAGGAAAUAUCUGAGUUCGUCAAAAUUAAUGCGGAGCGGGCGAAUGCCGAACAGAUGCGCCACUAUAACCUGAGAAGACGCGAAUGGCGCCCCGCCUUGGGCUCUCUCGUGUUAGUAAAACAACACCAACUGUCCAGAGAAGUCGACAGCUUCGCGGCGAAAUUGGCGCCGAAAUAUGUCGGCCCGUUCCGGGUCCUGAAGCUUAUAUCGCCGAACAUCGUACGAAUCCAGAGGCCCGGGGAACGUAAGAGGAAAGUGGCCAACAUUGCAGAGUUGAGAGAAUUUCGAGGCGAUGAGACAGGGGAAGAUGCUAUGGAAGAAGAAGAGUCAGACUCCACUCAAGAUUGGACCGGCGAGGAUGGCGAGAUGGACGACGGUGGAUCCGAAUCGAAGGACGGUCCUGUCGACCUCACCUUGGCGGGCACGGAAGACAGUGACGAGGAGGCUGCGACGGAAGCAGAAAGGGACAACCCAUCGGUCUCGAGUGAGCCACCAGACGAGUCAACCCGGGACACCUCACUUGGGAUUACAUCCCACAGGGGUGCGUCUCCACGGUACGCGUCUCCCCGGUAUGCGUCCCCACGCUACGCGUCUCCCCAGUAUGCGUCACCCCAUUACGCGUCCUCGGAUUUCACGACAUCCUGGUCCCAGUCGAACCCACGUUUCUCAACGGAGGAAUCUUCUCCCUCGACGUACAUGGGCUACCAACCUUUUCCCCGCGGCCGGUGUCAUUCCCCUCACCCAGCAUCCUUUGCCAACCUGGGGGGGCAUACGUAUGAAGACCGACACGCCGACUACGCACCCACCGGAGGUCGCUUUCCUAACCCCAAACGGUGGACUGGUACAGGGAGUCACAAGAGUCAGAAGAAGAGGAGGAUGAAGACAGCGAGUGGACUGCCAGCUUCGUAAGGGAACGAGAGGAUUACCAC
Drosophila suzukii is the source of this 1322-nucleotide messenger RNA. The record is from RefSeq and is a predicted model, not a curated record. NCBI's taxonomy places the organism in Eukaryota, Metazoa, Arthropoda, Insecta, Diptera, Drosophilidae.